ACACACAAACACACACCACUUUAAACCCGGAUGGAUGACUUCACCGUUUCGAUCGGGUUUCCUUUAUGAUCCCGGGAUCUCCCACUCUUCUGGUCAGACCCCUGCGAAGGCACACGAGUACACGUCGCCGUUCCUCGCGCAGCUCCCAGCUCGCGACCAGCGUGUCUCUCACUUCUGGCGCCGGCCGGCCGCGCAGAGGAGCUGCUACAGUACACUACUGAUCCUCGAGGAUACACCUGUGAUCGACCCCCGGUGCCACUCUGGUCCGCGAUGUCCGAGGUGCUGCCGUACAGCGAGGGCAAGAUGAGCGGCUACGGGGCGGACAGCGAAGUGAGCCAGAUGUCCUUCAGCUGUGGACUGCAGGACACCAACUCCUUCUUUGGGGGGUCGCAGGCAAAGAGACCCCCCAAACUCGGGCAGAUCGGCAGAGCCAAGCGAGUGGUUAUUGAAGACGACCGGAUAGACGAGGUCCUCAAGGGGAUGACAGACAAGUCCUCACCAGGGGUGUAAAGUGACCAACCACAUGCAGACUCUUUAUGUUCAUCACCGAUUCGAAGCACCUGACGGUCGUGCAUGUGUUCAAGGAUUGUAAAGGAAGAGUGAAGGUAUGCAAGGGUGACAAAGAAGGGUGAAAGAAAGAAAAAAAGAAGGAAAGCGAGGAAGAAGACAAAGGAAGACAUAGAAAGCCCAAGGUUUAUUUUUGGGGAUGCUGGCAAUUCUUCAAACAAAACAUGAUUUGAAACAACUGCUCGGCAGCGUGAAGGAAAGACAGCUCUGUCUCCACCUCGGCUGAAUCAUAGGAUGGGCAACAAACUUUCCAACAUCUCAUGACCACCUUCUUAAUAAAUGAAUGAGUGAAUAAACAAAAACCGUGCGGUAAGCUGCAAAACUGGAAGCCGAACAUCAUCCGAAGCUCUCAUUCUAUAGAUGUACAAUAGGGUACUUUAUUUAGAAGACACAGGUUUUAUGUUAAAAAAGACGAUGUGCAGCACAACAGUCAAAAGGAGCUGUGUCACUGAGCACCAUCCAAACACAACUCAUCAGCGUAGCCCCUGCUGCUGCACACAUCUCGGACCACGAAGACCCCAGAACACAACACACCUCAUCUAUGUAAUAAUGUGAAACGUACACAAGGAUGAUUGCUUCUUUGCAGCUUAUUUAUUUUUCCACAUGGGGGCUUCGCCUCUCAGACACACACAGCAAGACACACUUACACGGAGAACACGGAUCUUCUGUCUUCUUGCCCACGUUCUGUGAUGGCACCAUAUCUCUGUUCAAUAUCUCUUCAAAAAAUCAAAAUGUUGGAAUAGAUUUCCAGAUGCCAGCAGGGAUGGUCAAAUGUGAAUAUAUUAAAUUAUUACAAAAAAAGACUGAUGGGAAAGUUUUAUUACUGUUAUUUAUUUUGAUUCUACAGUUACGUUUUCAUCUUACAUACAUAAAAGUUGACUUCUCCAUUUUUUUUGCAUGAACUUUUCUCCCUGGUGCCAACAAAGGCACCACCCAACCAUUCUUACCCUGGCACGCUUCUUUUUAACAAAAGUCAUAUUUGUAUUUUUAUAUCUAAAUAUUUGUUAUUUAAACUGAUGUGCUAGGUGAACAGCUCAUUAAUACAAUGUUUGUACUUUGGAAGGGAUAUUCUGAGACUUGUCUCAGUCAAUAUCACACGUGGGAUGUUUUUAAAGACUUACUGAAUGUGUUUCGGGUUUUGCACACAUCAAUGUUUAAUUAUUAUUGAUUAAUAGUAUGCUGUGACUUGAGCUUUGUUGAUGGAUUUAUUAGAAAUGGCGAUUUUAGAGUCUAUUGCACUGUUUACGAGUAUCUUCAGAUAACGCACUGUUAUUUGACUCAUUUUUUGACAUUAGUUUUUUUAAUUUUAUAACAUUCUUUUACAGAAAAAAAGACUAUGAUUUGUUGUGCAUGAAGACAAUAUUUUCAAUAACGAAACAUAAUUUUCUGAAGCAAAAAAGCAACAAAAUGUCAUGACAUUCUAAGAAUGAGUCAUUGUAUAUAUGAUACCAUUUUCACUGUAUUUGGUGAACUAAUAAAUGGUGAAAUAAAAUGUUUGAGGCUAUCAUUUUGUAUUUUUUCUUCCUAAAACCAUAAAGGCCAACAUUAAAUGUCUAUCAGCACAGGCAAAGCAGAAUGUUUGUAAGGAAUUUCAAUGACUGACGUUUUGUUCUGUAAACCAAAUAAAGACAAUCCACAAACUAGAACUCAUAGUACCACAGUAUUCUUCUCCCCAUAUACAAAAACUUCAACAAAUAAAAGAGAAAUACUAACCAGAAACCAUGUUUUUUCCUGGACACACAAAGCAUUUGCCCAGUGUAA
This is a messenger RNA of Scleropages formosus (Asian bonytongue), 2328 nucleotides long. RefSeq names its product calcium/calmodulin-dependent protein kinase II inhibitor 2a (gene camk2n2a). The coding region runs from base 271 to 510 and encodes 79 amino acids. The record is from RefSeq and is a predicted model, not a curated record. Gene Ontology annotation, molecular function: calcium-dependent protein kinase inhibitor activity; protein kinase binding. Gene Ontology annotation, biological process: negative regulation of protein kinase activity. Lineage: Eukaryota; Metazoa; Chordata; Actinopteri; Osteoglossiformes; Osteoglossidae. The transcript has 2 exons.